Pantherophis guttatus is the source of this 5978-nucleotide messenger RNA. It is a transcript of the gene TOPBP1, whose product is annotated as DNA topoisomerase II binding protein 1. The record is from RefSeq and is a predicted model, not a curated record. Gene Ontology annotation, biological process: mitotic DNA replication checkpoint signaling; DNA replication initiation; mitotic G2 DNA damage checkpoint signaling. Lineage: Eukaryota; Metazoa; Chordata; Lepidosauria; Squamata; Colubridae.
UGGUGAAAAUGUUUUCCUUAGAUUUCACAUUCUUACACCUUCACCAUCAUCUGAAUAAAAUACUUUGGCUUCUCUGCCAGUGGGUCAGCCUCUUCUGAACCUCUGGAGAUCUUCAAAAAAGUAAGAUCUUCAAAAAUUAAAUAAUGAAAGAUAGCAAGGAGCCAUAUUUUGUGAAGUUUGUAAAAACUCUGGAAAGUUCAGAGUGUUUUCUUCAAGCUCUUGAGUCCAUCAAAGAAUUUCAGUCAGAAGAAUGUCUUCAGAUUCUUGAUAAGGAAGCUGCACUUAGAAUACAAGAGAAUGACAAAUCCCUUUAUAUAUGUGAUCAGUUUAGUGGCAUUGUUUUUUAUCAUCUUCAAAAGCUUGGUUGUAGGAUAGUGGGGCCACAGGUAGUUAUCUACUGUAUGCAGAAUCAACGAUGCGUUCCAAAGGCUGACCAUCCAGUAUUUAAUAUGACAAUGGCUGAUGUAACAAUAUCUUGUACAAGUCUUCCAAAGGAAACAAGGGAGGAAGUCCAUGAAUAUGUACAGUUGAUGGGUGGUCGUGUAUACAGAGAUCUUAAUGUGUUAGUAACCCACCUUAUAGCUGGAGAAGUUGGAAGCAAGAAAUACUUAGUUGCUGCUAAUUUAAAAAAACCCAUUUUGCUUCCCACUUGGGUAAAAACACUAUGGGAUAAAUCACAGCGCAGGAUCACUAGAUACACAGAUGUAAAUAUGGGAGAGUUUCUGUGUCCUCCAUUUCUUGGCUGUACAAUCUGCGUAACUGGUUUAAGCAGCAUGGAUAGACAAGAAGUCCAGCGUCUCACCACUGAGAAUGGUGGUAAAUAUACAGGGCAACUGAAGAUGAAUGAAUGUACCCAUCUUAUUGUUCAAGAAACAAAAGGCCAGAAAUACGAAUGUGCAAAAAGGUGGAAUGUUCAUUGUAUAUCCAUGCAGUGGUUUUUUGACAGCAUUGAAAAGAGAUUUUGCCAGGAUGAAUCAAUGUAUUUGAUAGUUCCUAGCACAAAGCAAGAUAGUGCACCAAGCACUUCAACUCCUACGAGUCAAGCUAGCAAGCCAGACAGUCGAACACUUUCGGAUGUUAGUCAUAUUUCAAAUAUCAACUUAAGUGACAUAAAUGAAACAUCAUGUAGUUCUGUUUUGAAUAGCAGACUGGAUCCUUUGCCUGAUGAGCUGAACAACUUGAAUAUUAGUUCUUUGCAAGCACGUGAGGAUUUACUGGAUGGAUGCCGAAUUUAUCUUUGUGGCUUUAGUGCUAGAAAAUUAGAUAAAAUGAAAAAGCUGAUUAACUCUGGUGGUGCUGUUCGUUUUAAUCAACUAAAUGAAGAUGUGACACAUGUUAUUGUGGGGGAUUGUGAUAAUGAAUUAAAACAAUUUUUGAAGAAGACAGAACGGAGGCCACAUGCUGUGACAGUACAAUGGAUUUUGGAAUGCUUUAAAAAAGGUUAUUUAAUACCUGAAGAGCAAUAUGCCCCUGCAAGUUAUCAACAAGCGAAUAUUCCAUCUUCUGAGCCGCCAUUCAUCUCCAAAAAAAAUAAUAUGUUGAAGAAAGAACAUGUAAAUACUGUGGCGGCUGCAGAUACUGAUGAAGAAUUGCUAUCUCAGUAUGUUACUCAUGAUUCCAAAGUCGUUCAUUUUGUUGACCACCCUGAAAAUGAUCAUACUGUAUUUCAAGAUGGAAAAGAGGUCACAGUUAGAUCCUUGGCUGAGUCUUCUUUAGUUGUUGAAGGAGCCUUAUUCAGUGGAAAGAAGUUUCUCAUUCUUGGUUUUGGCAAAGCAGAUGAAUCUUGCAUAAGAGCUCUGAUUGAAAAGAAUGCUGGGAAGAUUCUGCUCCAGGAAAAAAGAGUAAUUGCUGAUUAUGCUGUGGUUCCUCUUCUGGGAAACAAAGUCAUAUCAACUGUAAAAUAUGUGGUUACAAACACAUGGCUGGUGAUGUGUAUAGAACAACAGACUCUGAUAGAUCCUCAAUCAAGUCCACUUUUCAGCCCAGUGCCUAUGAAGGCAGGAGCCACCCCAUUACAGCAUUUUGUGUUGUCUUUCAGUCAGUUUAGUGGAGCAGAGAGAGAAUCUUUAAUAUGUUUGGCAAAUCAGCUUGGGGCAAGAGUUCAGGAAUUCUUUGUGAGAAGAGCCAACCCAAAGAAAGGAAUGCUUGUCAGCACUCAUCUGGUGCUAAAAGAACCAGAUGGCUCUAAAUAUGAAGCAGCAAAGAAGUGGAAUCUUCCUGCCAUUACUAUGGCUUGGCUAUUGGAGUCUGCUAGGAUGGGAAAAAAGGCUGAUGAAAGCAGAUUCCUGAUUGAGAAUAUUGACAACAAAGAUAAACAAAAGAACCUUACAAAUUCUUCAGAAGAAAUGGAGACAAGUAUUGCACCUACAAAUACACCUGAUUAUCCUAGUAAUGUCCUUGAAACUGGAAAGAUAACAGCAGUGACACCCCUGGAUGUGAAUCGUUUCCAAAGUAAAGCUUUCCAAAGUGUUAUUUCACAGCAUAUUGGUAAAAAUCUUAGCCCUCCAAUUGGAAGCAAAGUAGCACAGAAGGAACCCUCUCUGCAUCUAGACACACCAUCUAAAUUUUUAUCGAAAGACAAGCUUUUUAAACCUUCUUUUGAUGUCAAGGAUGCUUUGGCAGUUUUGGAAACUCCAGAUGGUCCUAACCAAGAAAACACAAAUCUAAGUACUCCUCUUUCAGAAGUCAUUGGCAGGAACUUAAAACUAGCUUUGGCCAACAGCACACGUCAAACAGUUGCUAUCACUGCCAGUCCGCAGCUAAAAGCUCCAAGCUGGCAAAUGGAAGAAGAAUCAAAACCUUUAGCAGAUGUUGUCAUCUGUGUGAGUAAGAAGCUCAGUAAAAAGCAGAGUGAAUUGAAUGCUAUUGCUGCAUCUCUUGGAGCUGAUUACAGGUGGUGUUUUGAUGAAACUGUAACACAUUUCAUCUACCAGGGAAGGCAAAAUGAUAACAACCGAGAAUACAAAUCUGCUAAAGAAAGAGGCAUAUACAUUGUUUCAGAGCAUUGGCUCUUGGAGAGUGCACAAGAAUACAAACGAUUAGCUGAAUCUCUUUAUCCUCAUACAUAUAAUCCUAAAAUGAGUUUGAAUAUUAGUGGUGUGGAAGAUGACAGAUUCUCACAAAGGUUUGAUGCUGCUGGAAAAGAAGGGAAAGGAGACAAAAAUAAUUCACUGAAUGAUAACGAUACAAAAAAAGUUAUUAUUGAUCAAAUAAAUGAGGUUGAACAAAAGGAGCAUGAACCAAAAGGAGUUUUAACACAGACAUUGGAAAUGAGGGCAAACUUUCAGAAGCAGCUCCAAGAAAUCAUGACUGCCACAUCAUUAGCAAAGUUGCAAAGACAAAGGAACUCUUUAUCUCGGAAUGGUUUUGAGAAUUCUCCAACAACUCCAGAUGGACCCCGUUCUGCUCGUAAUGGCCGCAGUAGAAUUUUGGAAGCUUUAAGGCAGUCACAUCAUGGAGCAACUGAUGUCAAUACUGAGCCAUCCCAGAAUGAACAGAUAAUUUGGGAUGAUCCUACGGCAAGAGAGGAGAGAGCAAGGCUUGCCAGCAAUCUGCAGUGGCCUAACAGUCCUUCACAGUAUUCAGAACAAAUUCAAAUUUCUGCAGUGCCCCCAGGAGAACUUUCACUUAGAAAGUCUUUGAGUGAUACAGAAAUUAUUGAAAUGGAGAUUAAUGAUUCAACGAAAAUUGAUUCAGUGGAGGUCACAAGUCUUCUAAUUAGAAAUCCAGAAACACCGAUAAAAGAAGAUCAUCUGAUCCCAACUCCAUUGGCUCCUGCUAUUGCUUUUCCAUUGGCAAAUCCUCCCGUCGCUCCCCAGCCAAAAGGAAAUGUAUGUUCUAUCAUGGUCACUAAAAUUGACCAAAGGGACUAUGAAGAACCAACAAAAAUGCACAGAUUUCAGCUCUCUUCUCUUAAUCCUCAGGAACGAAUUAAUUAUUACCAGCUAAUUGAAGAACUAGGGGGAGUGGUGUUGGAGAAGCAAUGCUUUGAUUCGAGCUGCACACAUACAAUUGUGGGACAGCCUCUUCGCAAUGAGAAAUUCUUGGCAUCAAUGGCAGCAGGAAAAUGGGUGCUUCAUCGUUCCUAUUUGGAAGCAUGCAGAGCAGCACACAGCUUUGUAAAGGAGGAAGAUUAUGAGUGGGGAAGCAACUCUAUACUUAGUGUACUGACUGGAAUCAAUACAGUUCAGAAGAAGUUAGCAGUUGCAGCAAUGAGAUGGAGAAAAACAAUACAACAACGGAGAGAGCAAAACAACUCUGCUGAGGGGGCAUUUGGUGGUUGGAGUGUUAUUUUGAAUGUUGAUCCAGCGAAGGAAUCAGGCUUCAAGCGUCUUCUAGAAUCAGGAGGUGCAAAGGUGUUAUCUGCAUAUUCUCCACCUAUCUUUAGAGAAGUUACUCAUUUUUUUGCUGAUCUUAAUAAAGUAAAGCCAGAAGAUGUGAGAAUUAAUAUAAGAGAGGCUACAGCUCAAGGAGUGAAUUGUCUGAAGCCAGAAUACAUUGCUGACUACCUGAUACAGGAACCACCACCUUCAAUGGAAAACUAUCAUUUACCAGAAGCUUCUGCUUAUCUUCAGAGUAGUAAAAUACUUGGAAUUGGGUUGUCUCAAAAACGUAAAGCUGCUGAAGCAAAGCAUACAGCAAAGAGGUCCAGAAUCCACUGAGGCAACUAAUCUGAAAAUAUAAAAUUUCUAUUUCUAUUUGUUUUCCUUUUCAAGAUAAAAGAUAUUAAUUUUCGUUAUAUUUUUGUGUGUCUUGGAUUUCAAGAAAUAAUAACUGCAACUUUUUCAAAAGUAAACUUCUGCAACUUUUAUUAGAGGUUUGGAGGAGGCCACCUAAUGUAACUUUUGCCUGUGUUUGUCUUUUCUUAUUGGUUUCCACAAGACAAUUAUAUAAUGUUAUAUAACAUUUAUAUAGGUUGCUAUAUCAGUUUAUAUUAGGAAAGGACAUAGCCCCAUUGAAGUUUUUCCUGCUUUUAUAUUUCAUCUUUCCUUUUCUAAAAACAUGCACUUUAGCGUUAGCAGGAUUUUCUUUUCAAUGGAGAGAAUGGUUAAGCUUCUCUAAAAAGAUAGAACAUUAUCUUCUAGACCAAGGGUCAUCUGAUUUUUAAAGUUAAACAGAAUUCAGAAUUGCCUAACCAAAAUUUCAGACUUUAUUUCGUUUCCAAAUAACUUGGCUUAUAAAUUAUAAAGCUCUAAUUUUGACAUUUAAAGUAUUCUCCCAGUUCUUUCAUUUGUUAAAUCAAUGUUUUAAUAAGGAAUCUGUAUGCAGAAAGUAUCAGCCACAUCUGAGACAGUUUAAAUUGGACUUCUAUUCAUUUAUAUCAUUAGCAGUAGUGGAAAUAGCAAGAUUUCAAGUAUCAGCUACUUUGCAGAAACGAAGGAGAUCAUUCACUGUCUCCUUUCAAAAUUCUAUUGGGUUUUCGCUUUUCAAAAAUGAUUUCAAAAAAGUGCAAAUGAGAAAAAAAACAGAAUUUCAGUAUUUGGAAACUUGGAAAUUUAGAUUACAUUCUUUAAUAGUAAAACUAACUCUCAACCUGAUGUUUGCUAGUUUUGUUUUUAAAGAAACUACCUGGUAUCUACAGUAAAUAAACAACAGAUUUGAUGUAAUAUUGAAUAGUUGCUAAUUGAUACAAGGAUCUUUUCUCAGGCAAUAUAAUUGAUGAAGAUAACAUUACUUUUGUCUUGAAAGAGCAUAACAGAAGAUUUCUACAAAAAGAAUAACAAACUGAAUGUAAGUUUAUUCAUUCAGAGAGAGUACAAAAAUGAUAAUUCGUCUCAUCCAUGCAAAUCCCAAGAACCUUAUUAAUACAAUUAUAUCUGCACAGUUAAUCACACAGAACCAAAAAGAGAUGUAUAAAGUUUGAAAACUCAACCAUGCCUUUUUGGAAAGUUCAUUAUUACAUUAUCAUUAAUAUAUGUGUAAAGAACUUUACUAUAGUAGUGGUAAAAUACUGUUAAAUAAAACCAAGUUAAAUAUUU